GAAGUGGUGCGGGAAGAGGAUGCUGAUGCUGGACUAAAGAUGGCGGCCCGCGGCGCUGGGGCCGCGCUGUGUCGGGCGGUGGCCGUGCUGGGGCUGCUGUUGCUGCUUCUCUGGGCAGGCUCAGUCCGUGCCCGCGUCCAUCAUCUCACCCUCAAAGAUGACGUGAGGCAGAAAGUGCACCUAAAUACCUUUGGUUUCUUCAAGAAUGGCUUCAUGAAAGUCAAUGUCAGUAACCUUUCAUUGAAGCCACCUGUGAGCUCUGAUGACAAGGACAGCUUAUCAGUGGGGUUCAGUUUGGAUCGAACCAGGAACGAUGGGUUCUCCACUUACCUGGAUGAAGAAGUGGAUUAUUGUAUCUUGAACAAGAAACCAGAUCAAGAUGUCUCUGUUGUACUCUUACUUCUGGACUUCAAAACUGAAGUUGUGAAAGUACAGUUCUCUGCAGAAGCUGCUUCUUUGCUACCUAAAAUUUCAUUCAUAUCUGAGGAAAAUGCUACUGCAUUAAGCACCAAGCUGCUAAAAACUUCUGAACAGAUCAGUGAUUCUGAUAGAAGUCCUUCAAAGACCAGCUCAAAUACAGACGGAAAAGAUAACAAGUCCAAACGAAGCACAUCAGCCUCCCAGAGCAUAAUAGAACAAGAACAUCCUGUUCACAAUGACAGAGGAACUUUUUCAUUUCAGUUCUUUUUUAACAUCAGCUCUGAUAACCAAGAAGGUCUCUACAGCCUGUAUUUCCAUAAGUGUGUUGGCAAGGAAGGGCCAGCCAAUGAUCAGCAGCUAUUUAGUCUUGAUAUAGAAAUUACUGAGAAGAAUCCUGAAAGCUACCUCUCAGCAGGUGAGAUCCCGCUGCCAAAGCUUUACAUUUCCAUGGCUAUCUUCUUUUUCCUGUCUGGGACUGUAUGGAUUCACAUACUUCGUAAGCGCAGAAAUGAUGUCUUUAAGAUUCACUGGCUGAUGGCAGCCCUCCCUUUCACGAAAUCUCUAUCCUUAGUCUUCCAUGCAAUCGACUAUCACUACAUUUCUUCUCAGGGAUUCCCUAUUGAAGGCUGGGCUGUUGUUUAUUACAUCACUCACCUACUGAAGGGUGCUCUUCUGUUCAUCACUAUCGCUCUGAUAGGCACAGGCUGGGCUUUCAUUAAACACAUCCUGUCAGAUAAAGACAAAAAAAUCUUCAUGAUUGUCAUCCCACUUCAGGUACUAGCAAAUGUGGCAUACAUUAUCAUAGAGUCAACGGAAGAGGGGACAACUGAAUAUGGGCUGUGGAAAGAAAUCCUUUUUCUGGUAGACUUGCUAUGUUGUGGAGCCAUCCUGUUUCCAGUGGUAUGGUCAAUAAGACAUUUACAGGAGGCUUCAGCAACAGAUGGAAAAGCUGCCAUUAACCUAGCAAAGCUGAAGCUUUUCCGACAUUACUAUGUUAUGAUCGUGUGUUACAUUUACUUCACACGGAUCAUUGCAAUUCUCAUAAAGAUUGCUGUUCCAUUCCAGUGGAAAUGGCUGUACCAGCUGCUGGAUGAAAUGGCCACCCUUGUGUUCUUUGUCCUCACUGGGUACAAGUUCCGUCCAGCAUCAGACAACCCUUAUCUACAGCUGUCUCAGGAUGAUGAGGAUGACUUGGAGAUGGAAGCUGUGGUGACAACUUCUGGAGUAAUGGAGGGCAUGAAGAAGGUCAAGAAAGUGGUGAAUGGAUCAGCAGAGCCCCAGGGCGAAUGGGAAAGCACAGCAUGAACAGACUGGACUGAGGCAGCACUUUCAGAGAAACUUUUUUAAUUUAUUACUAUUCCUCUCAGUGGAAAGGGAGCAACUGGCACUUCCCAACACUGAAACUGCAGAGCGGGGUGUGUCUAGGGGGGAGCAAAGCAGUGCAGAAAUAGAACUGUUCCUCUGAUCAUAAGAAAAUGGGAUCUCUUGGUACCCGCAAAGGAGCGUGAAGCUUUCCUAGGGAUUUUGGGGUAGCUUGUUCUUUUUCCCCCUUUCUGGAUUGGUUGGGUGUUCCGAAUUGUUUGCAGUCACGUUCUUCAGAAUGUGUAAUACUGAUGUGAAGAGAGACCUUUAGUGUGUAUGUAAAAGUAUAUAUUUUAUAUAAUGCACAUAUAUACCUACACAGUUGCUAUGUAAUAUGUAUGCUGGGAAUUGCAAAGCGUGUCAGAAGGUGGGAAAAGAAGAUAAGAGAUGUAAGUAUUUUAUUUUUCUUUUUAUAAACUCUCCCUUUGGCUUGGACAAAGCAUUGCAAAACGAAUAAUAGAAGCAACUGCAGUUAUAUGAGAGACUAAACAGGGUAUUGGAUCAGAUGACUUCUGCCACUGCUCAUUAUCAGUGGGAAAGUUAAGUAUUUUCUUGUCUUAUCCAUGCAGGUACCCACUUGAAUGUGUCAGGUUUUCAAAUGUAUUGCUACAUAGGAAACAAGUGACUGUUCUCCAUUAAAAAUGCUAGCCCAUAGUGCAAUAAGCAUUAACACAAACUCUCCACUGUUCAUGGAGUUGCUCUUGAUUCACACCCGCCUGACAAGAAGUACACAAGAGGUGUAAGACUGAUGCUUGCUUUGUAGGGGUCUGCUGUGCGAUCUUAAACAUGUAAUUUCAAGCUGUGACCCAGAGCCCUUUGGUCUGCUUUCUAAAGUAUUUUCAAGGUAUUCCAAAAGACACUCCUUUCUGGCACAGCAGGACCAGUGCCAGAAUAUCUCCAGUGGAAAUGUGUCCAGUAAACCUGCUGCAGCCUAAAUCUCCGGUUCACCAUUAUCCUGAGUUACAUGGGUGGCUGCUUGUACCUCUCUGGCCGUGCAGGAUUGCUGCUGCUGCUGUUGGAGAUGAGCUGAAUUAGUCAAAAUGGUACUGCCACCAAAGCCAGGCAACUGCAGCUCCCAGUCCUAAAUGGUUUUUGUCAGGAAAAGAGUAGAUCAGGACCAGAACCUCAGUGCAGGGGAAUACAGAAGUCUUGACUAUUCGCUGCAAACUUACAGUGGCGUUCUUAUACAACAAAAGCCAUGUGUGUUUUAUCUGUAGUACUCUGGUAUUGUUAGAAAGGCAAGCUGGUGCCCAUAGCUGGAGUAUUAAGGCAUAGUGAAUGAUUGUGAAAUCUGGGGGAGGAUGGAAGUGGUUCACUGAUGUGAUGAGGAUAAGCUUUAAGAAAAAUAAAUCGAGUAUAAAUCACUGA
Molecule: messenger RNA, 3150 nt
Organism: Neopsephotus bourkii (Bourke's parrot)
Lineage: Eukaryota; Metazoa; Chordata; Aves; Psittaciformes; Psittacidae
Gene: GPR107
Product: G protein-coupled receptor 107
Exons: 18
Coding region: 40-1725 (561 amino acids)
Biological process (GO): clathrin-dependent endocytosis
Cellular component (GO): clathrin-coated vesicle; membrane; Golgi apparatus
Molecular function (GO): clathrin heavy chain binding
Source: RefSeq, a predicted model, not a curated record